AUGUCUUUUAGAGGAAGGAACUGGUCCGAUCUCUCCAGCCUGGCCAGGCAGAGGACCCUUGAGGAUGAAGAAGAGCAGCAAAGAGAGCGCAGGCGAAGGCACCGAAACCUGCUGUCCUCCACGUCGAUGGAUGAAGAACCUCCCAGCCCGGUGAAAGACACCAGUCCAGCGUCCAGCAGGCCUGCAUCCCUGGUGAAGCCGGCAUCUCCAGAGGACAAGAAAGAGCAUGAGCUCUCAGAGGUGCUGAAGACACAAGAUGAGAGACGGACAAGGACCCCGAAGGCCGUCUCUGAAAAGCUGAGGCAGGAGAAGGAGCAGCAGGAGCCAAGGGUGGGCUCAAGACAAGCGGAGGCAGAGACGCAGCCAGGCGUGGGGCAGGAGAGCAUCCAGGCUGGAGAGCAAGGUCAGGACACGGCCAAGGGCAGGGGGGAUCCACCAGGAACCCAGCACCCGGAGCCAGCCUUGGAGAGGACGGUGGUGGUGAGGGGACGGCUCCAGGUCAAGGAGGGACAAGGCCUGGGGACGCCUCAGCGGGAGCAGAGCAAGGAGGGGAAGGAGCUGCAGCAGCAGGAGCCACUGGAGCUGGGAGGCUGUCGGCUCCGCGAAGUAAAGAUCCUGACCAGACGGGGAAGCCGCAGUGUGGAGGAGAAGACAGAGACGGCCGUGACCUUGUCUGUGGACCAGCAGCAAUCACCCAGGAAUCCCUCAAAGAAGGAAAUACAGCUGUCUGUCACCCAGGAUGAACCCACAGAACAGUCAGAUACUUCUCCAACUCCCGUCGUCUACAGCAGCUCCAUCAGACGAACCAACCCAAGAACUGUCUCAUUUCGGGUGAUCUCAAGAAAACAGAAAGAAGAAAGCCAAAGCCCCCUCACAAGGAGCGCGAGUCUGAGGAUCCCAGGUAGCAGCACCACUAUUGGGGAGAAGCUGGAGAAGUACACCUCGGCCGUGCAGCGCUCAGAGGGAGCAAAGUCAUCCCUGACCAUUCAGAAGAGCCUUGUGCUGUCCUCGGAGGGGGUGGCCAGCAAACGCAACUUCUUCGAGGCCAGCACUCCCAGCAAGGCUGAGCCAUCUGCCAUCAGGAAGGACAACCUGAAGAUCCCGGGAUCAGUGACAUCCCGCAUCAAUCUGUGGAUCAGCCGAGCUCAGGAGCCUGCCAAGGAGGAAAAAAGCAAGGACAUCAGGAAAAUAAACAGCCUGACAAACCGUGAUGUCUGGGUAAAGCAUCCUGGAGACACCUCUGGAGACACCAAGGUAGACAUGGAGCUGCUUUGA
This is a messenger RNA of Mesitornis unicolor (brown roatelo), 1275 nucleotides long. RefSeq names its product ladinin 1 (gene LAD1). Gene Ontology annotation, molecular function: structural molecule activity. The transcript has 9 exons. The record is from RefSeq and is a predicted model, not a curated record. NCBI's taxonomy places the organism in Eukaryota, Metazoa, Chordata, Aves, Mesitornithiformes, Mesitornithidae. Bases 1 to 1275 code for a protein of 424 amino acids.